AUGGACUAUUUCGAAGGUUUCGGCCAAAAAGCUGUCCCUGGAAUAAUGGACAAUUUGGCUACCGCACAGCGUACCAACCAAAGAAGAAAGAGCAGUGAAAAUGGUGUCGGAAAGAGGAGAAACUUGCAAAGGGAUCUAAUCAGUUCGCAACGUCUAGACGUUGUGAACUAUUCUAAUGUCGACGAUCCAAGAAAUAUUCAUGUGGAUAAAGCAAGUAACGCGAUUUGGCUUUAUUACAACGACAGUUAUGAAAUUUUCGAUGAGGAAAACGCAAGAAUGCAUCCCCAUAAUUUCGGUGAGGACUUGAAGAUUACGAUUAACGAUGAAAUGCUACGUCAAAAAGAAAGAGAAAUUGCAAAAAAUCUCCUGGUUAACAUUUGCCAACAACUAAAAGGAAUUCCUAGAGGAAUUCGAUUUAUGGAAAAAAGCAUACAGUUUAAAAAUUUCAACAAAAUGCUGCUGCAAGGCUUGGCGGAGCACAUCAUUGAUAGAGCCAGAAUAUCCACAUACUAUGCUGUGUAUUUCCUUUUCAUCAAGGUCGUCCUCAGAAAUUGGGAAACGAAAAUUGGUUCCAUCGAAAUGAAACUCCUAUUGGAGAUCUUGAAAAAAUCGCAUGAAUUUGCGAUUCAAAUAAAUGAAUUGACAAAAGUGCUAACGUCCGAUCGUGAAUAUCUAGAAGGGAUCAUGGAUGCCGCUCAAAUUAUUGCUAUGACCGAAGAGGAAAGAUCUUACCGUGCUCACUGGGCAACGGCAAUAAAUGGGCAAGAAAGGUCGGAAAGACCAAUUGAUGAUCACAUGAAGAAGGAAAUAAUAGUGAGAAUCAAGCGACGCAGCCAGAAAUUCAAAGAUCUUCACAAACUUCAAAUUCUCAAGGGCACGUGGAAAAUGAACAGCAAUCUCCAAAUGCCGCAAAUGAUCGAAAUCACUCUAUGUCGACAGAAAGUCAAAGAGCACAUGGUUCAAACUCAGAAAGGCUUCUUGCGAAUGGAUUACAGAGUCGAUCCAACGGUUUUGAAACGUAUCAAGAAAGAAAUGGAAGAUGGAGAAGAAUAUGGUCGUCCGCAAAAUCAAAUGCAAAACGGUUCUGCAAAUGAUGCUCAGCCCAGAUCAGAUAUGACAAAUACUGAAACUAGUCGAGUCAAUGAAAUGCGAAAAAAUAAUCCGAUUGAUGGAGUGACGCGGAAUAGCCGAUUCAACAUUGAUAAUUUGAUUAAGAAGGAAGAAGAUCCUUUUGAUAAUUCUGAUGAUGUCAAACCAUUCAAUAACAAUUAUGUUUCGUCAGCCUUCGGCACUGAAAAUAUUGCCGAUCGAAGCCAAUCGUCUAUGACACGACCAAUAAAACCUGAACCAUUGUUACAAUCUAGCUCAUUGUGGAUUCCACCCGUAGGCGUUCCUGAAACAACUAUUAGCCGAAGUGUGAACGAUGCAUCCGCGAAUAUUGCUAAUUUGGAGAGCCAGUUAAACCCACCACAGCGUCGUCCAAGAGGAAGACCACGUAGCGGUCCGUCACAAGCUAACGCUGUAGCCAGAAUAGCAACAACAACACCUCAAAGAGCCCCAAAAAACAAAAGAAAAAGUCCAGCAACUUCAAGGGCAAAAAAAAUAAAAACUGAAACCGCUACACCUGAGGAGGUUCAACGCAAUGUUGAUACGGUUAUGAUUCGCACACAAGAGAAACUUCUAAUGCAGGCUCUGAAUCAAUCAGGAGCUCAGUUAUCAUCUACGGAACACAAUCAAAGUUUGACCGAGCAGAAAGCUCAAGCGCUUCUAAAGCUAUCGGCUCAAACUCAACAAACACAGGCGCAGAAUCUUGAUUUACUUUGCCGCAUGCUGUUGCAGAAUGCUGCGAAUCUAGCAAUGCCAAAUACACAACCUCAGUUGUCACUUCCACCUCAACCUAUCUCUUCGCAAACAGCAAAUCAUCAUUUCCCACAAACUUUCCGACCAUCGCAACCAGCCGUUUUUCAAAGUCCAGCUGCUGAAACCGUGGCCCCGCUCUCCAAUAUUCUUCUUCAAGGACAAAUACCACAAAACGGACUUUUGCCACAAAUUCAGGGACGAUCAGAGUCUCAAGCCUCACUAGCAGCAAAUUUGGCACAGCUACAAUCAUCAAGGUUGAAUCAGUUGCAACUUUCCAAUCUACUGCAAUCAUGGCAAAAUCAGUCACAAAUCCAACAGAAUAAUUUGAUUCAACCUCAACCGACUGCAGUUACAACUCAAAGACCAAUUCCUGUGAAACCGCAACCAAAAGUUCCUCAUGAAUCUCAAACGUUGGGGUUACCACAACCCUCUUCGCAGUCCUAUCACAGGGACCUUCGUGCACACAUGGCUCUGAUGAAUGCAAAAACACAAGUUGCGCUAGGAAAUUUGAAUGCAGCAGUCACGUUGGCGAGAAGGCAAGAAGAAGAAAGGCAGAAAAUGAUUGCUGCUGCAAAUGCGAUGCAGUUAAUGCCUGCUCCUCUCCCCACCACUGUCAUGCCAGCAAUGCCGCCACCAACACCAGUGCCGCCUAUGCCAUUCAAUUCAUUCCUUCCCGUUCAAACGCAACUGCAGCCAAACCUUUUUGGAAAUGUUUUUCCAGUUCAGCCACCGAUCCCACAAUUGGUUCCACCACCCACGUCAUUUCCUGAAAUCGAAAUUGCACCAGGCCUCAGAAUUACCAGUUAUUUCGGUCCUUCGUUCGGAACUAUGAACCCAUACAAUCACGUAUUCAUGCACGUUCCAAAGUUUGACUUAUCAAAAGUAAAACAAGAAAUUCCUUCACCGUCUGACACUCCCGGUCCAGCUCGACAGUGA
This is a messenger RNA of Caenorhabditis bovis, 2796 nucleotides long. Lineage: Eukaryota; Metazoa; Nematoda; Chromadorea; Rhabditida; Rhabditidae. The record is from the annotation of a GenBank genome assembly.